Beta vulgaris subsp. vulgaris (sugar beet) is the source of this 2398-nucleotide messenger RNA. RefSeq names its product probable rhamnogalacturonate lyase B. Gene Ontology annotation, molecular function: catalytic activity; carbohydrate binding. Gene Ontology annotation, biological process: carbohydrate metabolic process. The transcript has 16 exons. The coding region runs from base 107 to 2122 and encodes 671 amino acids. The record is from RefSeq and is a predicted model, not a curated record. NCBI's taxonomy places the organism in Eukaryota, Viridiplantae, Streptophyta, Magnoliopsida, Caryophyllales, Amaranthaceae.
ACCCAAUAUUUUGACCAUCUAUCUUAUUAUAUGAGCAUGUAGAUUGACAAUAAUUCAAUAUAUAAGUUCUUGUUCUUUGAGAAUUUUCAGGCAUAAAAUUUCAAAAAUGAAGAUUGACAAAGUCAGCAAAUGGAAGGGGCUACUUGGGAUAUUAUUUUUUGUCCAAUUAUUAAUUGCAGGAGAUUGUAGAAGGAAAACUGAUGCACCAGCGAAAGGCAAAUCAUCAAAUGCACAACCAACUGCAAAUCCAAAUGGUGGUGUUCGGGUUAAUGCAACUAGUAAUCAAGUUGUGUUGGACAAUGGCAUUGUUCAAGUCACCUUAAAAGUUCCAGAGGGCUACGUCUCCGCAAUACGAUAUGGUGGCAUAGAAAAUAUACUUGAGGUUACGAAUCGAGUAUCUGAUAGAGGAUAUUGGGAUAUAGCAUCAGCUACUACCGGAGACAACGAUGGCUCAGAUGAAAUACGACUUGCAGGAACAAGUUUUAAAAUUAUAAAACAAACUGAGGAUCAGGCAGAGAUUUCAUUUCUCUGUCCGAAGACUUCAUCGCUUCCACUACAAAUAGAUUAUAGGUAUAUAUUGCUUCGUGGUCGCUCUGGAUUCUACUCUUAUGCUAUAUUCGGGCGUGAUAAAGGAAUGGCUCCUAUGGAUGUGGAUCAAAUAAGAACUGUUUAUAAGCUUCACACUGAAAAGUUUCGUUAUAUGGCAGUUUCGGACAAGUUGCAAAGAGAAAUGCCAAUGGUGCGAGACCGUGAGACUGGUCAGCCUUUAGCCUAUAAAGAAGCUGUUCAUUUGACAAAUCCAACCAAUCCAAAAAUAAAAGGACAGGUUGACGACAAGUACCAAUAUGCAUGUGAAGACAAAGAUAACAAGUUACAUGGCUGGGUUUGCACCGAUCCUUCAGUUGGAAUUUGGGUCAUAACACCAAGUGAUGAAUUCCGCAUGGGAGGGCCUCAUAAACAAGAUCUUACAUCUCAUGUUGGCCCAAGCAUGCUUUCUAUGUUUCAUAGUACUCAUUAUACUGGAACCGAGUUGGUAAUGAAGUUCGCAAAUGGUGAGCCAUGGAAAAAGGUAUUUGGACCAUAUUUGGUGCAUUUGAAUUCUGGGAAAGGAGAUCCUCGUGCACUAUGGCAAGAAGCAAAGAAUCAGCUGCAAGAGGAACUUAAGAGCUGGCCUUACGAAUUCCCAGUAUCCGAAGAUUUUCCAAAGGCAAAUCAGCGUGGAUCGGUUGUGGGUAAAUUGCUCGUCAAAGACGGAUCUAAACCACCAGUACCAGCGAAUUUAGGGUGGGUUGGUUUGGCACAACCUGGAGAAGCGGGCUCAUGGCAAAGGGAAAUGAAAGGUUAUCAAUUUUGGGUUCAGACUGAUCGUGAAGGAAAGUUUACGAUACCAAAUGUUCAUGUUGGCAAGUACAACCUUUAUGCAUGGGCUCCAGGGUUCAUAGGAGAUUACAAAUCUGCAUCCGUAAUCGACAUUGCACCAGGGAAGCAAAUUAACUUGGGUGAUCAAGUCUACACACCCCCACGAAGUGGAGAGACACUAUGGGAAAUCGGCUUCCCGGACCGCAGUGCAGCUGAGUUCUUUGUGCCAGACCCAAGUCCAGACCUUGCCAACCCAAUAUUAAAUGAUCAGGAAAACAAGUACAGACAAUAUGGUCUAUGGGAUCGUUACUCAGAGAUUUACCCUAAGCAAGAUCUUACUUACACUAUUGGUGUCAGUAAUCAUACCAAGGAUUGGUUUUACGCUCAGGUGCUAAGGAGGACAGGACCAGAGAUAUAUCAGGCAACCGUAUGGCAGGUUGUAUUCCCCUUAAAGGAUGUUGUGCCCAAUGGUAACUAUACAUUACAAAUCGCGUUAGCAGCUGCAAAUCAAGCUGAACUACAGGUUAUGGUCAACAACCCUGACUCGAAAGUCCUUUUCUCAACAUUGCUAAUAGGAAAGGACAAUGCAAUCGCAAGACAUGGGAUUCACGGAUUGUAUCGACUAUAUAGCGUCGGUAUACCGGGCAAUUUGCUUAAGAGUGGACAAAACACCAUCUUUUUCAGGCAAUCUAGGAAUAAUGAAAAGUUCCGCGGAGUUAUGUAUGAUUAUGUACGUUUAGAAGGGCCUGCAUCUCCUAAGUAAUUGUUGUAAGAAUUUUCAAAGUAUACUGGGAAAAUUGCUUAAGAGUGGACACAAAAUCAUCUUUCUUAUGCAAUAUAAGAAUAUAGCAAAAAGUUCUACGAAAUUAUGUAUGAUUAUAUAUGUAGUUUACAAGGAUCUCCAUCUAGUAAGAAAUCAUUGUAAGAUUUUUCGAAGUAUAUAUAGCAACCCUUUUGGUGUUGUCAUAGUAAUAAGACAUCUCUGUAGUUGCACUUGUAUAUGUUACUAAUUUUGCUCUCCAAAUUUUGUGCCUCUAUA